Fusarium keratoplasticum is the source of this 705-nucleotide messenger RNA. RefSeq lists its product as uncharacterized. The coding region runs from base 1 to 705 and encodes 234 amino acids. The record is from RefSeq and is a predicted model, not a curated record. Lineage: Eukaryota; Fungi; Ascomycota; Sordariomycetes; Hypocreales; Nectriaceae. The transcript has a single exon.
AUGACAGACUCGAAUCAUAUCGACUCUUCCUUCACCGUCACUUCUGGUGCUCUUUGUUUCGGCACCUUGACCAACAUGCUCCAAGGUGCUCAAGCUCCCAUCCAAUCACCACCAACGCCUAGUCCUCGUCCAACAGGCACGGUCGUAGCUCAUCAAUUUGAGCACAACGUCCCAGCUAAGACUGGAACCUGGAACGUCUACAAACUUCGCGACAUAGACAGCCCGCGCGUGGACGGAUGGUUUGCGGCCCAUCAAGACGUCGAUCCUCUGCCAGAACUCACCAAGAUCCUGCGGGUGGCUGGUUCUCCAUACGAAGAGACCGAAAACACAUUCAACAGUGAUGCGACAAGAGCUGAAAAGGUUUUUCUCGUCAAUCGAUAUGAUUGGGGUUACUACGUCGGGGGGAACGGGGUAGAAGAGGUGGAAGACGAGGAGGACGAGCUUGCCGCUAGCAACACCGUUGGCCUUGUCGACUAUGCACACGGAAAUGCCCUCGUUCAGAAGUGGGCGCGACAAAAGUCCAGAAAGAGGAAGCCCUCUGAGAAUGGCGUCUGGAUGUAUAUCCCCGAUGCCGAGUACAUGUGGGGACGUUUCGGCUUCGACGACGAUUACACGGAGGCACGUUCGUUUUUGUACUUUACCCAACGAACCGACUUUAGCAAGACGGUAUUUCCGGGUCAGACAGAGCCGUUAAAGGAGAAUUAA